Drosophila guanche is the source of this 3068-nucleotide messenger RNA. It is a transcript of the gene Parg, whose product is annotated as poly(ADP-ribose) glycohydrolase. The transcript has 3 exons. Gene Ontology annotation, cellular component: nucleus; cytoplasm. Lineage: Eukaryota; Metazoa; Arthropoda; Insecta; Diptera; Drosophilidae. The record is from RefSeq and is a predicted model, not a curated record. Bases 298 to 2517 code for a protein of 739 amino acids. Gene Ontology annotation, biological process: nucleotide-sugar metabolic process; carbohydrate metabolic process; ATP generation from poly-ADP-D-ribose. Gene Ontology annotation, molecular function: poly(ADP-ribose) glycohydrolase activity.
UCCAAAAUGAAACUUAGUCCCAAAACGAAGAUAGAUUGUAGAAAAUGCAUUCAUCCAUUGUAUAUAAUUAUAUAUUUAGUGCUGAAGACCCCAGUUAGCUAGUAAUAUUGUACCGAACAUGAAAACCGAGGAAUAUGACAGUUUCAUCAUUUUGAUGUCAAGAACAAAUUCACAAAAAAAACACAAUAAACAGAAAACACAGGAAACACACAGCUCGUCAAAAUUUUGCGUUCAUUUCAUAAAUUAUUUCUGGAGUCUGCACUCAAUUGCAGGGGCAUUGCGGCGUUGACGGUGGGCAUGGAGUUGGACAUGGAGGAGGCGGCUGUCGGCAGCCCUGGCAUGGAGGCCAAGACCGGCAUGGCAGCAGAAACAGCCGGCGAUUCGCCGCCCAAUGUAGAGAAAGUGAUCAAAGUGGAGAAAGAAUGUGCAAAUGGUACAGGCUCGAUGUCGGGUCCACCAUCGCCGGAGCAGACUUGGCGUGGCGUGCCCAUUGAGGACAUACACCGCGGGCUACCGCUUUUCCAGCUGGAGCAUAUGGGUGCCGUUUCUCCCAGUAGCUUGCACCGCGUGAUGCACAAGCAUCCCAUACGCGAGUCGAUCGAGGUGCCGCCCCGUCCGUUCAAGGGCGCCGGCAAAUGGGACUCGGACCAUGUACGUCUGCCCUGCGCAACUGAGAGCAAAUAUCCACGCGAGAAUGCCGAUGGCGGCACAACGAUCGGUUCCCGCUGGGAGAUGAUCGAGCGGGCACUCCUGCAGCCGAUUGCCAGCAGCGAGCAGCUCCAGGAUGCGAUACUCUCCUACAACACAACGUACAAGGGCAAGUGGAACUUUCGUGCGCUGCACCAGCUGCUCGAGGAGGAGCUGGACGAGAGCGAGACGAAGGUGUUCUUCGAGGAUCUCCUGCCACGCAUCAUCCGUCUGGCCCUGCGUCUGCCCGACAUCGUGCAGGCCUCCCUGCCACUGCUUAAACAGCAUACGAACAGCACGAUCACACUCACCCAGCAGCAGAUCUCCUGCCUGCUGGCCAAUGCCUUUCUGUGUACCUAUCCGCGCCGCAACACCCUCAAGCCCAAAUCGGAGUACAGCACCUUCCCCGACAUCAAUUUCAAUAGGCUCUAUCAAUCCUCGGGCGCAGCAGUGCUGGAGAAGCUCAAGUGCAUUAUGCACUAUUUCCGUCGCGUCUGCCCCACGGAACGGGACGGCAGCAAUGUGCCCACCGGCUGUGUGACGUUUCUGCGUCGCAGCAUCGAGCCGGACCAAACGACGAUUUGGAAUGAAGUGACAAAGCCAUUGGGCGACGUGCCAUUGCACGUGAAUGCGGCUGGCACGAUUGAGGACCAGGGCGUGGGCCUGCUGCAGGUGGACUUUGCCAACAAGUAUCUGGGCGGCGGCGUUCUCGGUCAUGGCUGUGUGCAGGAGGAGAUUCGCUUUGUCAUUUGCCCGGAACUGCUGGUAAGCAAACUCUUCACGGAGUCCCUUCGUCCCACCGAGGCGCUGAUGGUGCUUGGUGCGGAGCGCUAUAGCAAUUACACCGGCUAUGCCGGCACCUUUACCUGGUCCGGCAAUCAUGAGGAUCUAACGCCGCGCGACAGUUCCAGACGCCGCCAGACGGCAAUUGUGGCCAUUGAUGCGCUGCAGUUUGCCCAUGCCAGACAUCAGUAUUGGGAAGAUCUAGUGGAGCGGGAACUGAAUAAGGCACACAGCGGAUUCAUGCACGCGUUGUCCAGCGAGCCACCGGGCGUGGCCACCGGCAAUUGGGGCUGCGGUGCUUUUGGCGGCGAUGCUCGUCUCAAGUCGCUGCUGCAACUAAUGGUUUGUGCCACUUUGCGCCGCCCACUGGCCUACUACACCUUCGGCAACGUUCGGCUGCGCGACGAGCUGCACGAGAUGUGGCAACUGUUCCGCAGCCAGGGCACCACCGUGCGUCAGCUAUGGACCGUGCUGCUCCGUUUCGACGACAGUCUACGCACCAACCCAUCGUCAUCGAGCCAGCCAGCCCCCAACCCGAAUCUCUAUGACUAUAUACGCGAAGAGCUGAAAAAGAAGACGCCGCCAUCAUCAUCGGGUUCGACUCCAAAGCCGAACAAGAAGCUGAUCAGCGCCAGUAAUGAACAAAGUCCAGAUCUGUUUAGUUCGCUUGACGACUCGACAUGCUCGCCGUCCGCCCUUCUGCUCUCCGACGAUGAAGAGGCGAAUGCCAUGAUGAUGGCCGCCAGCCUGGAGGCAACGCCCAGUGUCGAGAGCAGCCUGGCAGUUGCAGGAGCAGGAGCAGGAGCAGCAGCAUCCGUGGCAGCAGCAGCAGUCACAGUUGCAGUAGCAGCAGCAGGUGGAGGCUCGCCACCGAAGGCAGCUGGUGCUAAAAUGCGACAGCUGUCGCUACUGGAUAUGCUGGACAGCCACUACGAUCAGGGCCAGGCCUCGAAGCGACCGCGUCCAUCACACAGUGGCGCCACAGGCCAAGGCCCGGUCAAGAGUCGCAAGGAAAAUGAAGACGAUGGAGAGGCUACAGCAUGUUGAGGGGCUACGGUGGCUACGCAGGCUACGGGAUUUUGACUAAGUGAUAUUAUACUAAAUGGUUUUUUUUGCCACACUUUAAGGCAUCGACAGGGAAAGAGAGAGAGAGAUAGAAAGGAGAAGACAUUGGAGAGUGCAACAGCUGCUCUUGGUGUUUGGAUUCAGUUUUAGUUUGAAGUGGAAACUAUGUUUGCUCUUUUAUUAGCCACAGGUUUGUGUAUAUGUGUGAUUAGGUGGCAAAAGAGAAUCCUCAUUUAUGGCAGGACACUGACGGUUUAUGUAUUUAUAUUUAUUCAUGAAGUAAAGCCAACACACCACACCAAAACACCCAUGAUCAAGAAGAAGUAGAUGUGCGCCUGCCAUGUGGGCACAACGUGGCCAGGAAUUUGGACUCGAAGAAGGGAUUCCAUCUGUAGGGACAGGCCACGGGCAGCACCAGCAGCAAGACCGCAACAAAUAAAAUAUAUCGCAAGUGAUGAAAUAUGUAUUUUUAAUGCACCAGCAAAUACAUCUUUCUGCUGCGUUCCCCUUCAUCACACGAUGGAAUUGUGAUU